AUGGCGGCCCACAGAUAUGCCGGCAACCACGAGGAGCAAGUCGCGAACGACUCUGGAAGACAAGCGUGUACUGCAUCGUCCUCCAAAUCAGCCCCGAGGAAGACAUCUGGAACGAAGCGAAAAGCGGCCGAGACCAAAACACCCGCCACCAAGAAGCAGAAGACACAACCGUCAAAGGUCAGGGAUGAGGACGAUGUGAACGACGAAUCAAAGGAUGGUGACAAUGCCAGCGAUAGCAUCACCAUCAAUCGCGCCCCAGUCCUCGAACUGUGGUCCAGCUGCGUCGCACAAUUCCUCCACCCUUCUCUCCCAUGGUCGACAGCCUUGAGCGUAGGCAGCGCGAUCAGUACCAUCACGGCAAUCUCCAAAGGACGCAGCAUCGGCACUAUUGAUAAGCCCGACGCAUCAGAAUCGUCGGAGAAGUGCGAGAAGCGCACGCAGGCACAAGCAGACCUGGGCGAAAUCGAUGUCGUGAGCUUCCAUCUCAAGAUCAAGGAUGGGAGCGCAGUUGUCGGAGAUAAGCCCAAGAAAGGCAAUGAAGAGACGCUGAAGAAGAGAUAUGGCGAAGGUCAGUAUCAGAAGGCCAAGAAGACAUUCCAAGAGGCACUCGAGCAAUGGAAGGGCAAGGGGGAUGAGUUGGACAGAAGGGCGUUCCAUAUGUAUGAGGACUUCCGACCAAGUGUGCCGAAUGGGCAGAAAGGUUGGGGGAGGAAGGGACAAUUAAAUCUGGAUAGCGUGAGGAGCGCCAUUGCAGGAGGAUGA
Molecule: messenger RNA, 762 nt
Organism: Fulvia fulva
Lineage: Eukaryota; Fungi; Ascomycota; Dothideomycetes; Mycosphaerellales; Mycosphaerellaceae
Exons: 2
Coding region: 1-762 (253 amino acids)
Source: RefSeq, a predicted model, not a curated record